Messenger RNA from Talaromyces marneffei, 930 nucleotides. RefSeq lists its product as uncharacterized. Lineage: Eukaryota; Fungi; Ascomycota; Eurotiomycetes; Eurotiales; Trichocomaceae. The coding region runs from base 1 to 930 and encodes 309 amino acids. The transcript is spliced from 5 exons. The record is from RefSeq and is a predicted model, not a curated record.
AUGUUACAUGAGGUUCUACGUCCAGAGUCAAGAGCGAUCAAAGACUAUGAAGUCUGUAAUGAAACUCUUGACUAUAAAAAGGGCUCUGCUUUCUCACGAAUUACAAUAGCUAUUCUAAAUUUUGUUGGUUUAAGCAAUAUCACCAACCCAUACGCCAAUCACUCGAAUCUCGUUGAAGUCAAGAUGCAGCACCAGAAAUUAUCAGCUAUUUUCGGCUUCAUUGCUGGUAUUGCACAGGCUGCACCAUCCCCAGCAGCCUCAGCUACAACUGGCUUCUCCUCCAAAUGUUCCAAUAUAACAUUCAAUACCAAUUGGCUGGUAGCAAACUGCCCUAACGACGCUGGCACUCUUGUCUCAAGUGGCGUGUACUUGCCGUCAUACGUUACCAACACGGAGGGUAAACUAGAGUGGAAAGCGGAUGGAGCCUAUGAACAGUCCUGCUCAGACUGUGUAUUAUUGGAUAGCGGUGCCACGCUACAAUGCUACUGCAGAGGGACGUUCACAAAAGAAAAUGGAAACUCUACAUUGAACCUAGAGGAGUACAUCGCCAACUACAAUGGUCACCUUCUCUCCAGCCUCGAGCGAACCCCAACGAUUCCAAGCGACUCCUCGCUUCCAGUUCCUUCUAACGUUGUCUUGUCUCUAAGGUCAUAUGCCAAUGGUGCUGCAUGCUCAAACUCCUCUGGUGGAAUUUUGAAUUUUGCGGGACCUGAAACCUGUUGGGACCUAACUGUUGCUGUUGACCCUAUAGUUUGGACCGGAUUUCAGCCUACCUCAAACGAGGGAUGGUCCAUCUCUGUUUAUAAUAUCUCGACUUGUACAGGAACUCCUCUAGUUACUUUUGAUCAGAACAGCGUCAACGAGUGCAUCACAGUCGGGAAGAAUGGAGGCGCCUAUCUCUCCCUCACACCGCUGUGGAACUAUGACUAG